Messenger RNA from Bactrocera dorsalis (oriental fruit fly), 720 nucleotides. RefSeq lists its product as uncharacterized. Bases 157 to 720 code for a protein of 187 amino acids. The record is from RefSeq and is a predicted model, not a curated record. The transcript has 2 exons. NCBI's taxonomy places the organism in Eukaryota, Metazoa, Arthropoda, Insecta, Diptera, Tephritidae.
AAAAAAUCCACAUUAAUCGUCAUGAUUUUUGAAUUGAUUCUCGAUUCCAACCGAAAUAACAAAAUAAACAAAAAGAUCGAGUCGAAGGUUUUUGAUUAAUCGAUCUUCGACAUCUCUACUGGUUGCAAACAUAUGUAAAUAAAACAUAUAUUCGAAAUGAAUUCAGACGACGAAGUUUUUGAAGGUGUUAUGGACAAUGUGCUUGACGAAACCAUUUCUUCCACACCCAGCAAAACAAAAAGACGAAAAAAACCACAAAUAGUGUCAUCAUGGACAAAUGAAAGCACAACGAAUUUGAUACAGGCCAUUGAAAUGCACAAUUGUAUUUGGGAAUAUUCCUGCCCAGAAUAUAAAGAUCGCGCCAAAAGAGAUAAAGCUUGGAAUAACAUCGCGGAGAAAUUUCCAACCCAAGAAGUUGACGGAUGCAAAGCAAAAUGGGCGAAUAUAAAAACGGCAUUUUCAAAUGUAAAGAAAAAAAUGACAACUAAAUCAGGCCAAGCGGCCGGUAAUGCUUUGCCACAUUGGCCGUUUUGGUCAGCUAUGCAAUUCUACUGUUUGCAUGAUCGCUGCAAGAGUAGUUCGUCCGUCUCAACACUAGAUGUGGAUGCAGAUGUAACGCCACCACCAACAGCUGCCCGAAGUGACAGGAAAUCCAAACCCUCUGCAUCCGAUGAAUCAGUGACAAGAUGCAAUGGAGAGCGCAAUACAAUUUUUAAAUAA